AUGGAGCUCCGGGGGGAGCGGGGCCCCCGGAAGCACCAUCGCCAGUACGGCACAAGGCAGCCGUGGACCGCGGAGCAGGACGCCGCGCUCAUCAAGCUCGUGGCCCAGUAUGGCAAGAAGAACUGGAACACCAUUUCCGAGUGCCUGAACAAGCAGGGCUUCGUCGAGAACGGAAAGCCUGUCGUCCGUGAUGCGAAGUCAUGCAGGCUCCGCUGGUGCAACCAGCUGGACCCGUCCAUCAACAAGGAGCCAUUCACGGACGAGGAGAACCGAUGUAUCGCGGAGAAGCACCGUAUGUUCGGCAACCGUUGGGCCCAAAUCGCCUCCUUCCUGCCUGGCAGGACUGAUAAUGCGGUGAAGAACCAGUGGAACUGCAAGAUCAAGAAGAUGCUCGGACAUGACAGCAGGCGGCAGUCCAACGCCGAGUCGGAGUACUCGGUGGGAACGUCCGCCGGCUUCGAGGAGACGUACCAGGAUGACCAACCGGGCUGGGGCAACGUGAUGCAGGGUGCUGGCAGCACGCGAGGCCUCCCGGGGGACCGCCCGGCACCGCAGGACGCGGUCCCUCGGCAGCCGAACCAGCAGGACUACCAGGACUACGUGCAGAAAGGGCUGCGGGAGCUCGAAGCGAUGCUGGACCAGGACCGCGACGAAACACUGCGGUCGCAGAACGGCAUCGAUGCCAGCCUGCAGCCGAUCGUCCCGAGUCUCGACUCUGAGGGCCUGGGGCUCUCGGACGCUGAUCUCGAGCAGCUGGAAAACAGCAUCGACGGCGGCAGCAGUGGCGGCUACGAGGCCGGCCGACAGCGCGCCCCCGGGAGUGCUGGGAACGGCCGACAGGGGAGGGCGGGCGUUUUCUCGGACGGGGCCCGGUCUGACAUGUACCGCAACAGACCGGUCGCUGGCGGGUCGGGGCAUGGGCACAAGCGAGCGUGGCAGGAAGCCGUGCGCUUCCAGGUGCACGACCUCCUCAUCAAGCCCUUCGGACCCGUUCGCAAAGCCGCCACCGCGCCCGACCACCACCGCGAGAACUCCGCGAACGAGAGGGGGGAGCGGCAGCAGCUUGGCUCCAUCCAGGAGUUCGUGUCGUGGCCUUCCGGGGACGUGCCGGAGCCAGAACAGCCCCGGAAGCGGCAGACGCGCCCAGCGGACGAGCUCGCCAUGCAGGCUCGGGUCAACGCGCAGUCGGACGGCGCUGUGCCACAAAGUGGAACCUCGGCGCGCGGCAUGACGGCGGCAGGGGCGAUACACGCCCAGAACGUCUUCGACCUCAUCGGCGGCCCGGAGUGGGCCGAGGAUGCCUUCAAGCAGGAGCCACUGCCGCAGCGCACGUCUUCUGGCGACGGGCCGGGGGGUCAAAUGAGGGCACAAGGCGCGGUGAACCCCGCGCCCUCGAACGACGGUUCCUGGCAAACUGGGGCGCGGUUUGGGUCGGACCCGGCGCAGCUCGCAAAUGUGGAACCGCCGCAGUGGCGCAUGGCGGGAGCAGAGCCGCCCGCGGAUGCGCAAGGGGGGCCACCUGGGCAAGCAGAACAACAAGCAGGACGCCGGGACCUGCAGCCACCUGCUUGGCCAGCCUCAGCACCGGACAGGGGCUGGGGGGGGCAGAUGCAGGGGGUCGCGGCGUCCCAGGGAUGGGCGCCUCCCGUGUCGGGCUCUCCCAGCGCGUCCAUGGAGCAGCCGGGUCCUGGGCAGGGGUUCUACCGCGGCAUGGAGCACGGGUACGGUCAAGGAGCGACGGGCAGCCGUGACGCCUUCACGAUCCCCGCGGCGGUCAUGGCGAGCCUGUUCCAGCAAGACGUGCCCCCUGCGGUGGUCCAGAAGAUCAUGCGCGCCGCUGCUGCAGAACAGAGCGCACGACAGGCUCAGAGGCAGGCUCAGCGCGACCUCUACAUGGCCGCGGCAUCGUACGGGCUCUUCGAUAUGAAUGCGAUCGGUGGAGCGGGCAGCUUCGUGCCGGACGCCAACCAGAGGGAAUUCCAACAACAACAGCAACAGGCGUCCAAUUCCUGGGGAGACUGGCAGCGCAUGGCACCGUCUAGCGGACAGAUGUGGAACCCGCAGGUUGAGCCGCCUGUGCAGAUGUCGUACGACGGCGCGCCUAUCUCCUGCCGGCCCAACGAGGGACACGUGCCCCCGCCCCCAAACAUCAUGUACGACCCAUCGUUCUACUCGAAUGAGGGCCUCGACCGGUCGCCGCCGUUCGAGACGCAGAACUGGGACGGCCUCGGCCACCAGUCCGGCGUUGCCGAAAGGAAGUGA
Molecule: messenger RNA, 2262 nt
Organism: Pedinophyceae sp. YPF-701
Lineage: Eukaryota; Viridiplantae; Chlorophyta; Pedinophyceae
Source: the annotation of a GenBank genome assembly